AUGCCGCGCUCCCGCCGCCGCUCGCACCGCCGUUCGAAGGCGUCGCAUUUUCAGCCCUCGCUGCAUGCGGCCGCGCUCGCGAACGCCAUGUCAGGGUCUGAGGGUGAUGGAGUGGAGUCGCCUUCGAGCGAUGUGUGCGACGAUUAUUGUCAAAACUUGCUCGCCGAUGGGAUGCGGAUCGUCGAUGAUGAGGACGGGGAUAAAGAAGAAUUAGAUGUGGAAAGGCGAGUACCUGCACGCGAAGAGGGGCACUGCCCGGACUGGAGCUUGUGUGAAACCUCUCCUGGAGUGCCAGUACCACCAGUCGUACCGACGGGGGAUGUUUAUGAACGCGCAGUUGGUAAAGCGGAAUACACCUCCUUCAACGUCUUGGAAGCCAGGAAAGUGUCCGAAAAGGCAGCUACAGGGCUCGCCAUCGCGUGUGAGGCUGUGGACCCCGUCGGCAAGAAUUUCUCUCCUCCGGUGUCAGCGGCGUCGCAAAGAGGUGUUGCUAUAGCCCCGGGAACAACAAAAAAAGCGUCAGAGAUGCGUUCCAAAUUUGCUCUCUCGCCACAAGCGGCACCGUUUGUACCCGCCACCGCACCGACUCUCGUAACGCUACCUUCGGUCGCAGCUCCCACUCCUCCUCUCGCGCACUCACCUCGAGACAUUGAGUUACCCCCGCCUUCGCCGGAAAUGAACUCAUGCUCGCCCUCUGACCGCGCUGGAUGGAUGAGCAUCGAGGCACAUACCCUGUUCGCCUACCGCCACUUCCAGUUGGACCCGCAGCCAGGCGCGACAUACAUCUGCCCCUCCAUGCCGGAUACGAAAACAAGGCUUGGCAUGCAUCGUGCCGCGGAGGUGCUGGGCUGCCACUCUAUCUCUAGCGGCGAAGGAAGAGAGCGAUGUGUCACGCUGACAUGGAUGAAAGACGGAGUGUUUCCGAUCAAGGAGCUUUCUGUUAUUAUGGCUCUGCGCGUCGUGCUCGCGGACUUGUUCGCCGUGCCAAAGGGGAGGCGCAAGAAGAGAAACAAGGGCGGAAGCACGGAAACAGCGAUGAAGAGGGAGGCACGAAAAUCGAAAGCGAAGGAGGACAAGCUGGAGGCGGCAGUUAGGAUUGCAGAUAUGGGCAUGGAUCCGGGGUUCUUGGAUUUCUUGGUGGAGAGAGAGGAUUGGGAGGCGAUUCACGUGCUAUAUGAUGGGGCGAGGGUGCCGGGGUUGCGAAAGAAGAAGAAGAAAGCGAAGAGGAAUGCUGCGACGGAGAGGACAAGUGUGGUGGAUGGGCAGCAUCAAACUAUACCGAGUAGGUUUGUUCCUCCAAUUGCUGUGCAGGGGCACGCCGCUCAUGCACUUCAACUUAUCCAGGAAUGGGACCCAGGCAUGUCGCUUCCAUCAGCGGGUUUCGUUGAAGAUGUGAAAGGGCAGGGCCGAGGGCAGCGCGGACGGAAAGCGAGUCGCCCAACACCGAGUGCUGACCCUUUGGAAAGUUCGAACAAGGGGUUUGCAAUGCUGGAAAGAAUGGGAUGGAAGCAGGGAGAGGGGCUUGGCACGAGCAAGGACGGUAUGAAAGAACCAUUGCAAGCUCAACAGCGCUACAGACGCUCUGGGUUAGGUGCUAGUGACCAGCGAUGA
Messenger RNA from Chondrus crispus (carragheen), 1611 nucleotides. RefSeq names its product similar to RNA binding motif protein 10. Gene Ontology annotation, molecular function: nucleic acid binding. Bases 1 to 1611 code for a protein of 536 amino acids. The record is from RefSeq and is a predicted model, not a curated record. The transcript has a single exon. NCBI's taxonomy places the organism in Eukaryota, Rhodophyta, Florideophyceae, Gigartinales, Gigartinaceae.